AUGCCUGGGGCAUUAAUCUCCUGGCAAGGUGCUAUUGCUAAUCGAAUAGCUAUAAAUGCUGGCAAUGAAACAUCCGAUGAGGAAUCUGAGAGUGAAUCUGAAAAAGAAUCAUUAUCUGAUGAUGAAGAUGAAAAAAACAUCGCAAAUCAUACUCAUGUGAUUGAUUUUUAUUUUCGUACUCUUGCUUAUUGUAUUAAAAAUGAAAAUGAAAAGAUUGGUGCUGCAGCUUUACAACAAAUUGCAUUACAUUUAUCAGAUGAUAUUAGUGAUCAAAAACAAUAUCAACGACUUCUUCGACUACUUCCAUCAAAUUUAUCAUCUGCUACUAUACCUGAAAUACAUAAACCUAUCUUAACAACAAUUGAAAUUUUUCGUUCAAGAAAACAAACUACUAAUCAAGAUAUGCAAUCAAAUUAUACAUUAAUAUUUUUUAAUUGUCAUUAUCAAUAUCUAUAG
Rotaria sp. Silwood1 is the source of this 456-nucleotide messenger RNA. The record is from the annotation of a GenBank genome assembly. NCBI's taxonomy places the organism in Eukaryota, Metazoa, Rotifera, Eurotatoria, Philodinida, Philodinidae.